Elgaria multicarinata webbii is the source of this 2588-nucleotide messenger RNA. RefSeq names its product glypican 3 (gene GPC3). Gene Ontology annotation, biological process: positive regulation of canonical Wnt signaling pathway; cell migration; regulation of protein localization to membrane. The transcript is spliced from 8 exons. NCBI's taxonomy places the organism in Eukaryota, Metazoa, Chordata, Lepidosauria, Squamata, Anguidae. Bases 1 to 1773 code for a protein of 590 amino acids. The record is from RefSeq and is a predicted model, not a curated record. Gene Ontology annotation, cellular component: plasma membrane; extracellular region; cell surface.
AUGACCGGCGGCGCAGCAGCAGCCGGAGCCGCCCCGCUGCCCCCGCCGCCGCUGCUGCCGCUGCCGGCUUUGCGCCUUUGCGCCCUCCUGGCCGCCGCCGCGCUGCUGAGCGCCCGGGCGGAGCCCACCUGCCAGCGCGUCCGCGCCGCCUUCCAAGCGCUCCAGCCCGGCGCCAAGGGGGGCCCCGAGACCCCCGGGCCAGGGUCGGAUUUGCAAGUGUGCAUCCCAAAAGGCUCGACGUGCUGCUCCAGGAAGAUGGAGGAGAAAUACCAAGCCAUGGCCCGGUCCAACAUGGAGCAACUCCUUCAGUCCGCCAGCAUGGAGCUGAAAUUCCUCAUCAUGCAGAACGCGGCCGUCUUCCAAGAAGCCUUCGAAAUGGUUGUGCGGCACUCAAAGAACUACACCAACUCCAUGUUCAGGAAUUACUAUCGCGAGGUAGCGGCCAGAGCUUUUAAAUUCGUGGGGGAAUUUUUUACCGACAUCUCUCUGUACAUCUUGGGCUCGGACAUCAACGUCAACGACAUGAUCAACGAAUUCUUUGACAGCUUGUUCCCGUUGGUCUACCCUCAGCUGGUGAACCCGGGCUUUCCCGAUCCAUCGGUGGAAACGACCGAGUGUCUGCGGCUCGCCAGGCGAGACUUGAAAGUCUUUGGCCACUUCCCCAAGGCCAUGAUGACGCAGGUGUCGAAGUCUCUGCAGGUGACGCGCGUCUUCCUUCAGGCACUCAACCUUGGCAUUGAGGUGGUCAACACCACCGACCACUUGAAGUUCAGCAAGGACUGUGGCCGGGGGCUGUUGAAAAUGUGGUACUGUUCCCAUUGCCAAGACCUCAUGAUGGCCAAGCCGUGUGCUGGGUUCUGUGGCGUCGUGUUGCAGGGAUGUCUGGCCAGCGUGGUUGAGAUUGAUGGCUACUGGCGGGAAUACCUCCGUUCCCUGGAAGGGCUGACCAAAGGCAUGCGGGGCAUUUACGACAUGGAGCACGUGCUUCUCAAUCUCUUCUCCUUGAUACGGGAUGCCAUUGUGCACAUGCAGAAGAACUCGGGGAAGCUGGUGGCGACGAUCAGCAAAUUAUGUGGCCAUUCCCAACAGAGGCAUUAUCGAUCCGUUUGGUAUCCGGAGGAUCUUUUCAUUGACAAGAGGAUGAUGAGGGUUGCCCAUGUGGAUCAUGAAGAAACUUUGUCCAGUAGGAAGAGGGAACUCAUCACAAAACUGAGGACGCACAGCGGUUUCUACAGCAGUCUGCCAGAAUACAUUUGCAGCCACAGUUCUGCUGUGCAAAACAAUACGCUUUGUUGGAACGGCCAAGAAGUCGCAGAAAGGUACAGCCGCCAAGCAGCAAGAAACGGAGGAAAAGCCCAGGUUGGCAACCAUGAAGUCAAGGUGAAAGGCCCCGAACCUGUCAUUAGCCAGAUCAUUGACAAGCUGAAGCACAUCAAUCAGCUGCUAAAGGGAAUGUCCGUCUCUCGCCGGAAAAGUCUGGACAAGCCGGACGACGAGGACGAAGCAGCGAGCGGGGACUGUGAUGACGAGGACGACUGCGGUGGUGUGGCAGCUUCCGGAAAUGGCGAAUUAAAAGUGAAGAACCAGUUGCGGUUCUUGGCAGAGCUGGCGUACGAUCUGGACACGGACGACAUUCCUUCCAACAAGCAGCUCUUGAAUCGACAAAGCAAAGAGGCUUCAGCAGUUUACAACCUUGGAUCGGGCGACGUGAAGCCGAAUCUUCACCUCCUGGCUGCUGUCCUCGUCACGUGGCUUCUCCCAUUGGCCAAGUGACUGGAUCUGACCUUGUCUGUGGCUCAGCCUCUGUCUGUGACAGUUUGCCUUGUGGAGAUUCCUCACAAACUCUCCUUCCUCCUCCUGAGGCAUGCAGAAUGAGCAACUUUAAGCAAGUUUCAUUUUAAAAAAAAAAUACAGUAAGAAGAAUGACCAGGAAGGGUUAGGUUUAGCAAACAAGUUACAGAUUUUUAAAGAAAUUGUGUUUAAUAUUAAGAGGGUAAAAAAAACAGUUUGCAUCUCCUAAGACGUUUCUCAUUAUUGUUUUAAAACGGGACAAAAAACAACGCAUUUUGUCUUGCGUUGAUUGGCAUAGGCCAAAACCAUUUAAAUCAGAUUAAAUGUCAUCAACUACCUUUUAAAAUAUGUAUUCACAGGCCCUAAUUAAUUUUUGAAACACUUAUCGUUGGGCUGCGAAGUCUCCAAGGGGAAUGUGAGCAGUUCCAAAGACGGCAAUUCCCCUGAUGAUGAAAGGGUUUCUCCUGAGGGCUGAACCCUGGCAUCAAUAUCUGUAACGAAUUAGCUAUUGAGAUGGGCGCCUGGAUUGAUUUUCUGUGGAUUUAAUGCUGGAUUUUGGUUAUUUAUGAGCUGCAUAUACAAAAGCUGGAGAGACAUUUGGGCCCCUUAUAAAGCUGCCAAGAGAGGCCCUGAAUUGCAGAAAUUUUCUGGAGUGGGUAGAUGGAGUGAGGUGGAAAGUAGGUGGGGCUAAUAUAGUCCAGAGUCUCAUGUUGCUGUUGUGUGGGACAGCAAAACGGUGGACCAUGCUAGAGCUCCUAUCAAACUUUAGGGACACACUCCAAAUCCUUUCCAGAAAA